AUGUCCUCGAUCUGAUAUUCUGAAUACAGCAAAAAUCCAAAACCAAACAAAAACACAAUCCCCUCCUCAUUCAGAGAAACUUCGCAUUUCUCUCGUUCCGAUCUCUUUCUCUCUGAUCGAUCGCCGAGAAAGAAGAAGAAGAAGAGAAAAUGUACGGAUUCGAAGCCUUAACGUUCAACGUAGAUGGAGGGUACUUGGAAGCGAUCGUGAGGGGACACAGAGCUGGGCUUCUCACCGCCUCUGAUUACAACAACUUGUGCCAGUGCGAAAACCUCGAUGACAUCAAGAUGCACCUCUCCGCCACCGAGUACGGCCCUUACCUCCAAAACGAACCUUCCCCAUUGCAUACAACUACAAUUGUUGAGAAAUGCACUCUUAAAUUGGUUGAUGAGUACAAGCACAUGUUAUGCCAAGCGACAGAGCCCUUGUCAACCUUCUUAGAGUACAUUACAUACGGUCACAUGAUAGACAAUGUUGUCCUGAUUGUUACUGGAACCUUGCAUGAGAGAGAUGUUCAUGAACUAUUGGAAAAAUGCCACCCAUUGGGCAUGUUUGAUAGCAUUGCUACCUUGGCAGUUGCUCAGAAUAUGCGGGAGCUUUAUAGGCUGGUUCUUGUUGAUACACCACUUGCUCCAUACUUCUCGGAGUGUAUUACAUCAGAGGACUUGGAUGACAUGAACAUUGAAAUAAUGAGGAACACUCUUUACAAGGCAUACCUUGAGGAUUUUUACAGGUUUUGCCAGAAACUUGGGGGUGCCACAGCAGAGAUCAUGUCUGACCUCCUUUCCUUUGAGGCUGACAGAAGAGCUGUCAAUAUUACCAUAAAUAGCAUUGGAACUGAGCUUACCCGAGAUGAUCGUCGGAAGUUGUACUCUAACUUUGGUUUACUUUACCCAUAUGGCCAUGAGGAACUCGCUGUUUGUGAAGACAUUGACCAGGUCCGUGGUGUUAUGGAGAAAUAUCCUCCUUAUCAGUCUAUCUUCGCUAAAAUGUCCUAUGGAGAAAGCCAGAUGCUAGACAAGGCAUUCUAUGAAGAGGAGGUGAAAAGGCUUUGCUUAGCAUUUGAACAACAGUUCCAUUAUGCUGUUUUCUUUGCGUACAUGAGGUUGAGGGAGCAGGAGAUAAGGAACCUGAUGUGGAUUUCUGAAUGUGUAGCUCAGAACCAGAAAUCCCGAGUCCAUGACAGUGUUGUCUUCAUAUUUUAGUCGAAUUUCAACAUCUAGAAAUAACUAUUUGUGAUUUGUCUAAGCAUAAUCUUCUGUAAAUCUCCUCCCUGUGUCAUCUUCCAAUGAGUAGCAGAGAGAAGCCUCCUGCACCGUUUUCGAGAUUGUGUGUUGAAAAUAAUAGCUUUUGUAUUGGUUAUGUAGAGGGAAAGUCAUUGUAUCAAAUUGGUCAAAUAUAUUUUGGAUGUGAGGAGAAAUCGGAUUUUUUAUAUUAUUUUUCAUUAUAAUAAAAAUAAUAGGUUGGUGGUUACAUAAAA
This is a messenger RNA of Quercus lobata, 1480 nucleotides long. RefSeq names its product V-type proton ATPase subunit d2. The record is from RefSeq and is a predicted model, not a curated record. Gene Ontology annotation, molecular function: proton-transporting ATPase activity, rotational mechanism. Gene Ontology annotation, cellular component: proton-transporting V-type ATPase, V0 domain. The transcript is spliced from 10 exons. Lineage: Eukaryota; Viridiplantae; Streptophyta; Magnoliopsida; Fagales; Fagaceae. Gene Ontology annotation, biological process: proton transmembrane transport. Bases 150 to 1205 code for a protein of 351 amino acids.